Prorocentrum cordatum is the source of this 642-nucleotide messenger RNA. The record is from the annotation of a GenBank genome assembly. NCBI's taxonomy places the organism in Eukaryota, Dinophyceae, Prorocentrales, Prorocentraceae.
AUGCGAAAGUUAUUUGUUUACGGUGUUCCCGUUCUCGGACCGUUGCUCGGGACAGACAAGGUGCCGAGUUUCGAAGAUGUCGACAAGCUCAUGAUGGCGCUGGCAUUGGUACAAGGGCUUUUGCUAUCCUGUCUCGCUGGGACUUUCCAGUCAGUAUUGGAAUGCUCCGAAGAUGCCGAAGAGCCUGACGAGCACCAGAAAGUUUUGGCAAUCAAUUUUCAGUAUUGGUCUUUUGAAUGCUUGUGCUUGGCCAUCCUUUUCACAAUUAUCACAUACGCCUACAUUGUGUACUUGAUCGACCAAGCAGGUGGUGACACUGUAGAAAUGAAACGGAUGCAAGUGUUCUGGACAGCCGGGGGGAGAUUUGUUAUGGCAGGGCUUGUAGUGUUCACGGUCACCGGGGCUGUACUUUAUGCGUGGGGGGUCUCGCGGGCACUUGCUUGCAUGUAUGGUGACCUACACGGUGGCCAUUGGGGCAUGGAUGGCUUCCUCCCAGGCGGCCUUGCGAUGCCGUUGGUUGCAUGCUUUGGUGCGAUGCUGAUUCACGUAUCCUUUAGGAAGAUGUUGAUGGAACAUUUGGAUGACCUGCCUGGAGGGGCAGCCGGUGAAUUGGUAAGCCUUACCAGUGGCAAUUUCAAGUAA